Messenger RNA from Bemisia tabaci, 2776 nucleotides. RefSeq names its product space blanket (gene spab). Lineage: Eukaryota; Metazoa; Arthropoda; Insecta; Hemiptera; Aleyrodidae. The record is from RefSeq and is a predicted model, not a curated record.
AUCGCUCCCUCAGUUUUGAAAGACCCCGUCGCCGCCGAGUCGUUUACCCCCUCUCAGUCCACGCCGCCCGACUGCACCUCCGUUUUCCGCGGGAAUUUAAUCGGUUUUACUUAGUUUUGAAUAAGAUAAAAAUGCUUUCACUUUUGGGUAUCCUGUGUCUAAUCAAAUUAGGUUUCACGCCAACUAACGCUAUUCACGUAUUCAACCGAUUUAGUCCAGAGGUUCUGACAAAUUUGGGCUACGGUGGCCACGGCAGUUUCAGAGGACAAUCAUAUAUUCAGAAUCCAGAAUCCUACGAGACGGUCGGGCAGGACAUCGGCGAGAUCGAGCAAGAGGGACCCUGCUACGGGAAGAGAUGCACGGCUAACGAGCACUGCUGCCCAGGAUCAGUAUGCGUCGAUGUCGACGGAGUUGUGGGAUCCUGCUUAUUCGCCUACGGACUACGGCAAGGUGAGCUCUGCAGGAGAGACAACGAUUGCGAGACCGGGCUCCUGUGUACGGACACCGGAGAGGGAAGGUCGUGUCAACCUCCGGCCUCCUCUGGCAAACAGUACAAUGAAUUCUGUUCUUUGAGCAGUGAGUGUGAUAUUCACAAGGGUCUAUGCUGUCAGUUCCAACGAAGACAUAGGCAAGCGCCGAGAAAGGUCUGCUCGUACUUCAAGGAUCCGUUAAUCUGCAUCGGUCCUGUUGCCUCCGACCACAUCAAAUUCGCCGACAUCGAGCACACAUCUGGUGAGAAGCGACUCACCGCUAAGACGACCGACAGCUUCGCUCAUUUGACUCGCUGAAUCCGCAACCCGCAACACACAUCUUCACCCAAAAUGUCAUCACCUCCCACUGACAUCCUACUCUUCCUUCCUUGAUGUAUGCCACAACUUCAACCUGAUGGCGCCCACUCCAUCCAUCAAAAUAAUCCAUCCUUCUGUGUCAACUCAACGCCUCAUCCUUCGAUAUAAGAUUUUCAGAUUCAUCUCGUCUAUUUUGUUUAAAUAUUAGACACCCUAACCGAUGACGAAAACCUUGAGAGCACACCUGCUGUUCGCCGUUAAUUGAAUUCUCUUUGCCGUAAUACAUUUCAAGCCAUUAUCAACUGAGUUAAAUCAUUAUAAACUUGCCUCUCAGUGCUGAUGGAUGCUUUGUUUACUUACCCCUCAUAUCAUAUCAUUAUUUUAUAAGUAAGUGAAUGGAUUCAGAUGGCAAGAUAAUCAUAGAUGUAAACGAGUGUGCACAGAGAGAAAGUAUACCGAGAAAAUUCAUUGAUGCACUAAGAAUAUUUUGAAGGUGUGAAAUAAGUUGUCUUCCUGUUCCUAAUUCCCCGUCAAUUGAAAUUAAAAUUGUUCAAAUUGAUGAUAUAGUAGAGACGUCGUAAUUUAAAUCACUCCGUACCCUAUCAAUCCGAACAAGUAUUGGAAAGCAAUCGUUAUUCAAAAGUGGUUUACAAACCAAAAAAUCCCCAUAACACAAAAAGUUCUACUCCUUAAAACUUUUCAAAAUCAAGUUACCUUUACAUACCUAAACAAAAUUAAAAUCAAAAUGAACUAGGAGCUGAAUUGGUUCGACACUGAGGCUCUGUUCCUUAGUUCCUGAUCGAUGUGACCGCAUACUUGUUACGACGAAUUUCAGCGUGUUUGAAAAACUUAUCUAAAUUUUAAAAUUAUCUUUUGAUUUUUUUGAACCCGCAGAAAUUCAAUGGUUCGAUGUAUUGGAUUUUCCAUACGCAUUUUAAGACUUAAAAAAAAAAAAAAAAAAAAAAAAAAAAAAAAAAAACCGUAUCAAACAUGCUUAUUUUCCACCAUUUAAAUCAUGUUUACAUUAUGAAAUGGUGAAAGAUGCUGGUAUGACUUCCAACUUAACAAUUUGGAAAACUUUAAAAUUAAAUCAUCAUGUUGAGUUUAAAUUUAGAUACUAUGUGAUUGAAUUCAAAUUGAAACAUGAUUGUGCAAUUUGUCACAUACUGUGGCUAAUCUCUUAAUCCUCUUUUCCUCGUUUUUCGAUAGCAAGAAACAGUCUUUUUAAAAAAAAAUUAUGCGCCCAUGUCUAUUCAUAGUAGUGUAGGUACAAAUUAAGGCACAUUUCAAGCCAGUGUGCAGAUAAAUGGCUACAUGUACUUCUCAAGAUCUGAGGAUAGUUCAUAAGAUAUUUGAGGAAGAAACACCAAUGGGGUCCAUUUCGUUUCAAUCUGAAGAUAAUCUCGUGGUGAGGGAGGUAUGUGCCUCUGUAGUUUAUAUUUUGUUGAGAUCUAGAGAGGAACUACCUGAAAGAAAUGCGUUUAAUUGUUAAGUUUGCACAACUUGCACUGGUUCCUGACAAGGAAGAUAAAAAAUGAAAAAAAAAUAUUGACAAUGCAUUGAACAAAAUCUAAGAUAUUUAUGUUAAUGUUAAUGCACUAAUUGCAUGAAAAAAAAAUGAAAAAGCUAACCUCUAAAAAAUGGGAAAUCUGCUUGUCUUUUCCAAAAAUAUCCUGCGGGAAAUCAAAACUUUCACGAUAAAGCACAAAGCUGAGUAAAAAGCACAACUUGAAGACGCAUCUGAGUGCUCAUACUCUUUGUUGAUAGAGUUUAUUGGCGGAUAUAUUUGAAAUUUCAUGAAUGCUACAUGAUAGCAUUUACGUCACCUGUUUUCUUUUUUAUCGAAAUAUCUUAAUUGACAUAUCCAUGGUUUAGAAAAUAUAGGUAGAUUUAUGUAUAUUUCUAAAUGUUAUUCUUUACUUUUAGUCAUUUAGAACUCUAUAUAUUUUACUACUGAUUAAAAUAAACUUGAUAAGUACCUAUUAAAA